AUGAGUGCAACAUCGGAUAACAUCUUGCCGCAGGAAGGAUCUCGAAAUGAGAUAGUCGAACGCGUUCUAUUUACUGGCGUUAACUGUGGGAUUAAUUUCGAUAAAUAUGAAAAAACACCGGUUCUAGCAACAGGGAGUGAUGCGGCGCUUCCGUGUGCAGUGUUCGAUGAACUGCAAUUGCAUCCAUGGAUUCAGGAAAAUAUCAAAAAAUCAGGUUAUACGAAACCAACGCCGGUCCAAAAAUAUUCUAUUCCAAGUUUACUAAAUUGUCGUGAUCUAAUGUCUUGUGCACAGACUGGCUCAGGGAAAACUGCGGCUUUUCUAAUACCGGUUAUCAAUCACAUCAUUCAAAAUGAACCAACUGCAAUGAAAAUGUCACAAAUGAAUCGUCGUACGGUAUUCCCAGUUGCGCUAAUAUUAUUGCCAACUCGUGAACUAGCUAUGCAAACUCAUAAAGAAGCUUUAAAAUUCGCUUAUCGAACCAACGUUUUAUCUGCUGUACUUUAUGGUGGUCGUGAAAAUUACCGCGAUCAAGUGCAAAAAUUAAUGCUUGGAUGCCAUAUGCUUAUUGCUACACCGGGACGUUUAUUAGAUUUGAUGAAUCAGAAUGUCGUGUCUCUUCAUGAGUGUAGAUUUCUGAUACUUGAUGAAGCAGAUCGAAUGCUUGAUAUAGGCUUUGAACCUCAAAUUCGACAAAUUGUUGAGUAUCAUUCGAUGCCAGAAAAAGGUAAACGCGUCACAGCAAUCUUUUCUGCUACAUUUCCAAAAGAAAUUCAGGUAUUGGCGCAGGAUUUUCUUGUGCCAAAUUAUGUAUUUCUUUCUGUUGGACGCGUUGGUUCAACAGCUGAAAACAUUGUUCAAAAAGUUAUUUGGGUUGAGGAGCAUGACAAGAAGCGUUUGCUUAUGGAGCUUCUCGAUACUGAUGUCAAUAAAGGACUUACCCUAAUAUUUGUUGAAACGAAACGAGGUGCAAAUGAAUUAGCAUGGCAUCUUCAACGCAAUCACUACAAUGUUAUGCCCAUUCAUGGUGAUCUUAAGCAAUACGAAAGAGAACGUCAUUUGGAAAUGUUCAGAUCGGGGCAAACAAAUAUUUUAGUUGCAACAGCCGUCGCUGCUAGAGGCCUUGAUAUUCCAAAUGUGAAUCAUGUGAUUAAUUUCAAUCUUCCCACUGACAUUGAUGAAUAUGUUCAUCGUAUUGGUCGUACAGGACGAGCUGGAAAUAUCGGAUUAGCAACUUCAUUCUUUACGGAUCGACAUCGUAAUAUUAGUCACGAUUUGAUGAAUCUUUUGGUUGAAUCUAAUCAAGAAGUGCCGGAAUGGCUUGAGAAAAUGACUAAAGAAAAUUAUAAAAGCCCUUCGAAAUCUUACGAUAGAGCACGUUUUGGUGGACAUGAUCAUCGUUUAAAUGCUGGAAAUAACUCAUUUCAUUUCAAUCGUCCUCUAUCUGUUGCGCAGAAUCGGGUGGAAGAAUUAAACUCUUCUGCUUGGUGCAGUCAAACACCAAGCACUAUUCACGCAUCCUUCAGUCAUGGUGAUACUGGAAAUGCUUUUAUGAAUGAAGCAUCUACUAUUUUCCAAAGCAAUUUGUAUCAGAUUCCCCAGUCAAAUUGCAUUUAUCAACCACAUGGCAACACUUUUUCAUUCGUACCGUUUGCUCCAAUCAGUAGUAUUAAUUAUUGGCGUAGCACUGCUAAUACUUCACAGAGUGUGGGAUUUUUGCAACCUGAUGCCUCAGCUUAUGGCGAACCUUUCGGGGUUCAAACAUCACAGACAGCAUUCUGUAAUUGGUAG
This is a messenger RNA of Brugia pahangi, 1791 nucleotides long. The record is from the annotation of a GenBank genome assembly. NCBI's taxonomy places the organism in Eukaryota, Metazoa, Nematoda, Chromadorea, Rhabditida, Onchocercidae.